AUGUCAGAAGACGAGACAGACAAGGUAAAAAUCAGAGCAACGGAAAGCUUUCAAAAUGACAAGCAAAAUAUUCCUUGGUUGAAUGAAGAAUUGGCCAGUCCUAUCUUACAACCUCUUGGAGACUCAGAUAACCAGCUUACAAGUGAAAAACAUAAAGACAAGAAACCUAUGAAAGGUAUUAUGAGUUCAGUGUCGGAAUUCAGCAUCACAGACGCUCCAUCCAAGGACACCAAAAAUGAGAAGAAAUUGUCAGACUCUAGUACAUCAUCAUUAUCUUCCCUUGAGAAGUGCAGGACACAAUUCACCUAUAUUGAAAAUGAUGCAUCAGUUCAUCAGAGAGACAGUGACGAUGAAUGUGCAUCACUUAUCCUGGCCUGCUUGUUCUGCCAAUUUUGGGACUUUCUUAUAAUGCUGCCUAAUACCUGUGAAAAUUGGUCGAUAAAUAUGUGCUGUCCAUCCUAUAGAUAUCACCAUACCUCCAGUGAAAACCACUCCAACAAUGACUGCAACUGUGAGUGUGACAUUGAUUGCAGCAUUUUUGAAUCCUGUCACGAAACCAGUGAAUGUCUGGAACUUGCCUUGGAGAUUUCUGAAGUCUGUUAUCACUAAUAGGAAACAAUUGACAGAAUUCCCAUAAACUAUCUGAACGGAAACUGACACAGUAAAAAGGAUAUACAAUUUUUUAAAAUAAUUGGAGUGUUUGCUAACCAGGGCUGUGUGUUUUCUCUGAUGUCCCUUUGGAAGAACUGUAUAGCAUUACCAAUGAAAAUUUUGUUUGUAUGAUUUCACAAAUCACUGAAGCCAAUAAAGAAUGAAACCCUGUUUCCUACCUUGCAACAGAUGAAAACAAAAUUCCUAAAUACCAGCUGUGCUAAUUGCUUUGCUCAGGGUCAGUCUCACUCUUUUAUAAAGCUCUCCAUUGCAUUCAACAUGGAUUUCCCUCCAUCCACAGACAUAAGACAAAUUAGGAUAUUCUUUUAGGAAUGAUAUAUAUUAAGUCUUCUUCCUAAUGGAUUAUUACAAAAAUAUGUAUUACACAUUGUUGGGUAUUAUUAAUAAUGUAU
Molecule: messenger RNA, 1064 nt
Organism: Caretta caretta (loggerhead turtle)
Lineage: Eukaryota; Metazoa; Chordata; Testudines; Cheloniidae
Gene: MDFIC2
Product: MyoD family inhibitor domain containing 2
Source: RefSeq, a predicted model, not a curated record